Messenger RNA from Daphnia magna, 1839 nucleotides. RefSeq lists its product as uncharacterized. Bases 336 to 1538 code for a protein of 400 amino acids. The record is from RefSeq and is a predicted model, not a curated record. The transcript is spliced from 7 exons. NCBI's taxonomy places the organism in Eukaryota, Metazoa, Arthropoda, Branchiopoda, Diplostraca, Daphniidae.
ACUUUAUGUAAAACAAUUCAUUCUGUUUUCAGAAAGGGGAGUUCUACAUUGUAGACUUACACACACCUGAAGGAUUACAAGUAUGUGUGGUGCCAGAUAUUUGGUGUUACUACGUAGACGACAAAUUCUGCUGUGUUUGGCCACAUUUUCAUCAGACAAAGGAAAUCAAGAGUAGGACUCAACCCAAGAGAGAGUGGGCCUCAUUCUAUGCGGAUAAGAGAAAUAAGACUUUUGGAAGCUACAACGAAGCUAAAGCCAAAGAAAUUACUGCCACUCAAAAGACAGAUUUAGCUUCUGAGCCCGAAGAUCUUGGAAGGGGUAAGAGGGUUCGCAGGAUGAGGAGACCAUUUUCUCCUGCAAUUGACUACCAUCUUGACUCAUCGUCGUGUAGCGAAGAAGAAGGUGCUUCGCAACUGAUGAAAAAUGGAUUGCCUCCUGCCCCAUUCUUAUUGCCGGUCACCCAGUCAACGGCCCUUUCAGAUGAAGGUACACCAGGAUAUUAUAGUUCGCUACCAAACGAAGAGAAUGCAGUAUCACCAACUCAAGAGAUCUGCAGUGAGUUAAUCAGUGCACCAAUCACUUCUCCACAGUCUAGCAGUGAAGUUGAAGAUCGUUCUAUGCAAAUCCAUGGACAAGUUCAACGCAAGAAUUCAGGCGCUGCUGGCUCAACUUAUAGAAAAAGAAUCAAUGAAAGUACAUCAGGAUAUUGUAGUUCGCUACCAAACGAAGACAAUGCAGUAUCACCAACUCAAGAGAUCUGCAGUCAGUUAAUUAGUUCACCAAUCACUUCUCCACAGUCUAGCAAUGAAGUUGAAUAUCGUUCUAUGCAAAUCCAUGGACAAGUUCAACGCAUGAAUUCAGGCGCUUCUGGCUCAACUUAUACAGAGAAUGUCGUUGCUGGGUCCUCCGGCACUCCAGCAUGUGGUUCAUCUGGGACAAUGGGAACGUUUAACCGUUAUGUAGUAUCACAACAAGAUUUUCACAUUCUUCGUGCCCUGAAGCAAGUCAAUGCUACAAUGAAGGAGAUGGAUCGAAAAAUUUUAUCCAUAGAUAAGAAGGUGGAGAAGACGGCAACUGAAGAAACUACUUUUGCUGACAUCGAAAAUUUCCCAGUAUCUUUUCCGCUAGCAAACGUUGAAGAAUUCAUUAAGCUUGAAGACAUACUAAAUGAAGAUCCAUCUAAAGCUGCCAUUGUGUAUCAGUUAGUAAAGUCGUGUGGUGGGAUGUCGGAAUCGGAUGCGAUUUGUCGGGCGUGGAUCAAAAUUACUUCCAUUGAGUGUCGCUCUGACUGCAAUUGGAAGGGUGUCAAAAGAGGCACUCACCAGAAACAUGGGCUCGAACUUUCAUCGAUUAAGGAUGCUGUAUUAAAGGGAAUCAGAAUGAACGCUACGUACGCAGAUCUCAAGGAUGCGGUGUUUGAACAUGAGACCAGGAAGUUUUUCGUCCGCGCUCCUGAAAAAGUUCGCACUAAGCUUCGCGCGAAGAAGCGCCCAGCAGGCACGGCUGAUCAUCCACAACUUCCCAAUGGUGUGGAUUGAAAAUCGUCGUUUCAGUUGUGAGUUAAGGACCAUCAUGCCUUACCCCACUUAGUCAAAUUCAAUUUCAACCAAUCAAGAAUCACUUCUCAUGGAUUAUUGAAAAUCCAAAUUCAAUUUCAACCAAUCAAGAAUCACUUCUCAUGGAUUAUUCAAAAUCCAAAAUCAAGAUAUGUUGAAGAAUCAAGAAUGUCAAGUUGGCGCGCCGUGCCGUGCAGAAACCCCUAGUUGCCUAGUAACUUUAUUACAUUCACGUGUAUUAACAUGUAUGUCUGUCCUUAAUUAAUAAAGUUGGUUACGAGAA